AUGUCUGAAUUGGUGGCGCGUACGGGGCGGCAUCAACAGCGCUACGAGAACGGUUAUCGUCUUGUUGCUGGGUGUGUACCAUUUAGAUAUAAAAGUUCUAAUGUCGACUCCAGUUCCGCGAAGAUUGUUGAAGUGCUUAUGAUUAAUUCACCAAGUGGACCUGGUCUUUUGUUUCCAAAGGGAGGUUGGGAGAAUGACGAAACUGUUGAGGAGGCAGCUGCAAGGGAAGCUGUAGAAGAAGCAGGAGUUCGAGGAGACCUAAUGGAUUUUCUUGGAUAUUAUGAAUUUAGGAGUAAGACCCAUCAAGAUGAGUUUAGUCCAGAAGGUUUAUGUAGAGCAGCAAUGUUUGCCUUGUUUGUCAAGGAGGAACUAGAGUUGUGGCCUGAGCAAAGCACCAGAAAUCGGAGUUGGCUAGCUUUAUCGGAGGCACUUAAAAGCCUCCGGCAUGCAUGGAUGAGGGACGCCCUGGAAUGCUUCUGUAAAUGGCACGAGGAUAAGUUGGUGAAUGGGACGAAAGGAUGA
This is a messenger RNA of Sphenostylis stenocarpa, 522 nucleotides long. The record is from the annotation of a GenBank genome assembly. Lineage: Eukaryota; Viridiplantae; Streptophyta; Magnoliopsida; Fabales; Fabaceae.